AUGGGUGGCAGAAUCCUCUGUGUGGCUGAGAAGCCCUCGAUAGCCAGAGCAGUCGCACAGCAUCUCGGCGGCCAAGUCCAAGCACGCAACGUUCCCGGCAUCCAAUGGGUCAAGAACUACGAGUUCAACUACACCUUCCCGCCCUGGGGCGCCUGCACCGUGAUCUUCACCUCCGUAGCCGGCCACCUCCACACCAUCGACUUCGACACACGGUACCGCAGCUGGAACUCGUGCCAACCGGGCCAGCUCUUCGACGCCCCCGUCGUGACCUCCAUCGACGACGACAAGAAGGCUAUCGCGCGGAACAUCGAGACGCAGGCGCGCGGCGCUAGGACGCUGUUUAUCUGGACCGACUGCGAUAGGGAGGGCGAGCACAUCGGGACGGAGAUUAGGGAUGUGGCGCUGAAGAGUAAUCCGAGGCUGGAGGUGUGCAGGGCCAGGUUUAGCAAUAUUGAGAGGGCGCAUGUUGUUAACGCUGCGAGGAAUCCGGUGCCGUUGGAUGAGCGGCAGGCGAAUGCGGUGGCGGCGAGGAUAGAGCUGGAUUUGAGGAUUGGUGCGGCGUUUACGCGGAUGCAGACGUUACAGCUACGGCCGAUGGUUGAGCAGAUGCUUGAGAGCAAAGUCAUCAGCUAUGGAAGUUGCCAGUUUCCAACGCUGGGGUUCGUCGUGGAUCGGUACUUCCGAGUCAAGAACUUCGUGCCGGAGCAGUUCUGGCACAUCCGGGUCAUGCAUAGGAAAGAUGACAUUGACGUCACUUUCAACUGGAAGAGAGGCCAUUUGUUUGAUCGAAUGGCGGUCACGAUCAUCUUCGAGAGAUGCAUCAUGGCAAGGACGGCGAAGGUGGUCAAGAUGCAGAAGAAGCCGACCAGCAAAUGGAAACCGCUGCCACUGACCACGGUUGAGCUGCAAAAGAUGGGAAGCAGGUUUCUCAGGAUGGACAGUCAGAGGGUGAUGAAGAUUGCUGAGGAGCUGUACACGAAGGGCUGGAUCAGUUAUCCUAGGACAGAAACUGACCAGUUCGAUCGAGGCAUGGAUCUGAGAAAGCUGGUAGAGAAGCAAUGUCCGGACGGACAAUGGGGUCCUUAUGCUCAGGGCUUGAUGAACGGCGGCUUCAACCAACCGCGCCAAGGCCGCAACAACGACAAAGCACACCCGCCCAUCCAUCCCGUAAACCAUGUCGCUGCUUCUCACCUCAGAGACGACGAAGAGCGCCGCGUGUAUGAAUUUAUCGUCCGCCGCUUCCUCGCGUGCUGUUCCGAAGACGCCAGAGGCGAGGCCACUGAUGUCGAGAUCCAGUAUGGUACUGAAAUCUUCCGGACCCAUGGCUUGCUCGUCUUGCAAAGGAACUACUUGGAUGUGUAUCCGUACGACAAGUGGGUGAGCAGCCAGCAACUGCCCAACUUUACGCUAGGCGAGACGUUCGAGCCGACUGAAGCUAAGAUGUUGGAUGGUAAAACAACCGCUCCAGGCUUCCUUACCGAACCGGAGCUUAUUGCGCUGAUGGAUGCGAAUGGCAUUGGGACUGACGCUACUAUGGCGGAACACAUCGCCAAAAUCAAGGAGAGGGCGUACGUGAUGACACGACCACGAGGCAGAGCCACAGGCGGCGGAACCGGUUUACAAGAGUUCAUUCCUACCACGCUGGGGGUGGCCCUGAUCGAAGGCUAUGACAAUGUCGGCUUCGAGACUUCCCUCGGCAAGCCGUUCCUGCGGAAAGAGAUGGAGCUCCUGAUGAAGGCCAUUUGCGCAGGAACAACAACCAGGAACGACGUCGUGCACCAGAGCUUGGAGCAGUACCGCGAGGUCUUUGUGAGGACCACACGGCAGAUAAACGUGCUCAAAGAAGUGAUCAUUCCGAAAAUACAUUCUCCCUCAGGACCAGCAAGGUUGAACGCAUCGCAUCUUACAAACCUGGAGCAACUCGAAGGCUACACGUCAUUGCUACUUCACGAUACUUUACACGACAGCUCUGCGCUCGACCCUGCCGCACGUGUGGGCAGAGCGGGGAGAUCUUCAGAGCGAGCAGAUCCCGUCGCUCUCUGCGCUAUCCGCGGCGCCGGGUUCGGCGGGCCAUCCGUUGCCAAUCCAGCCAGACACGUCCUGGAUCGCCGCACACGUGCCGAUGCGGGGACGGAGCACCUUCGGCGUGGCCUGCGACACUUUUCGGCUUGCGUUUCCUCAGCUCGCUCCCCGCCGCAAUUCGGCACGGAGGAGACACGCGAAGGAUUCCGCGUGACUUUCUGGUGCGGAGACGGUGCGGGACACGAUGUGCGCUCCUCGGGUGAUUGA
Molecule: messenger RNA, 2289 nt
Organism: Coniosporium apollinis CBS 100218
Lineage: Eukaryota; Fungi; Ascomycota; Dothideomycetes
Exons: 6
Coding region: 1-2289 (762 amino acids)
Biological process (GO): DNA topological change
Cellular component (GO): nucleus
Molecular function (GO): DNA binding; DNA topoisomerase type I (single strand cut, ATP-independent) activity
Source: RefSeq, a predicted model, not a curated record